Molecule: messenger RNA, 908 nt
Organism: Paralichthys olivaceus (Japanese flounder)
Lineage: Eukaryota; Metazoa; Chordata; Actinopteri; Pleuronectiformes; Paralichthyidae
Gene: hint2
Product: histidine triad nucleotide binding protein 2
Cellular component (GO): mitochondrion; cytoplasm
Molecular function (GO): hydrolase activity
Source: RefSeq, a predicted model, not a curated record
GUUGAACCUCAUCCGCUGAUGAACCAGUGAUGAUCGGUUUGCGGCGGAUUUCACGGACGCGGUUCGUCGGGACCGGAAGUGUCCUCCUGGGCCGCCUGCAGCUCGUCGGUGAAGCUCAGGUAUCUGCUCCCGCAACUAACAGGCUGCUCCUCGGUCUCAUGAACAUGUUGCUGUGUGUGGCUGCUGCAGGACACGUGGACGACAUCUGUCCCUCCAGCUGUGACUGUGGGACACCUGCAGUGCAGCGAGAGAGACCACUGUGCACCAAGAGAGACGAGGUGAACUUGGCGGAGGAGGCCAGCAGGAGGUACGGCUCCUCGGCUCCGACCAUCUUCUCCAAAGUGAUUGACAGAAGCAUCCCUGCAGAUAUUAUAUAUGAAGAUGAGAAGUGUUUGGCAUUCAGGGAUAUCAGCCCACAGGCCCCUGUUCAUUUCCUGGUCAUUCCGAGGCUCCCUAUUCCCAGAAUAAGCGAAGCCACAGAUGAUGAUGCUGAGCUUUUAGGACAUUUGCUGGUUGUCGCCAAAAAUGUUGCAAAGCGAGAAUCGCUGAAAGAAGGAUACAGAGUGGUGAUCAACGAUGGAAAGCACGGUGCUCAGUCAGUUUACCACCUUCACAUCCACGUCCUGGGAGGAAGACAGAUGACGUGGCCUCCAGGAUAAUGGCGUCAUGUGUACGCUAAUGUAUCUGUCAGCUAAGAUACUUUUAUGUGUUUAAUCUCAUGAGCGCAACAUAAUAUCCGAUUGAUGUAGUUAAUCCAAAGAAAAUGAAAUCCUCAUUCCAUUUCCUGAACUUAAAACUCACCUCACAAGAUAUGUGAUGUAAAUAUGUUGAUGAAAAGUUGAUCAUGAAGAGUAAAGAAAUUAUGUUUGAUACAACUGCAAAUAAAGAUUAUAUUUCAAAAUGUGAAA